GGGUAAGGACAAUAAAAGAGGAGCCCAAGAACUACUCAAGCACCACCUGUCUUAAUUCUCAUAACCCUGCUCCGGAGGUAGUACAGCCCCAUUUUGUGGGAGGAGACUCAGUGGAUAUGAAUCUGAGCAAACUCGGAGAUGGUGAAGGAAGGCGAGCCUGGCGUGCCGUAGUCCGUGGGGUCACGAAGAUUCCCACACGACUUAGCGACUGAACAGCAAGUGGCUGGAGAACUGGGGCAGAUUAAGGCGCUGGGCCAAGACCACAGGGGAGAGCCUGCUCUGGAUGCGGGGUGUGCCCACCACGGGAGAUUCAUCUGGGGAAGAUGAACCACUCGGUGAGGAGGACCUGCCCAGUGAAGAGGAUAUGCCUGGAGAGGAGGACUCACCUGGAGAAGAGGACCUACCUGGAUUGAAGACGGACGCAGGAGAAGAGAAUUCUCUGAAGUCAGAGGAUCUGCCGACCGUUGAAGUACCCAGGGACACUCAAGGCCCCCAGAAUAACGCCCACAGAGACGAAAAAGGGGAUGGCCACAGUCAUUGGCGCUAUGGAGGCGCUCCGCCAUGGCCCCAGGUGUCCCCAGCCUGCGCUGGCCGUUUUCAAUCCCCGGUAGACAUCCGCCCGGAGCUCACCGCCUUUUGUCCAGCCCUGCGACCCCUGGAACUCCUUGGCUUUGAGCUCCCGCCACGACCAAAACUGCGCCUGUGCAACAAUGGCCACACCGUGCAGCUGAGUCUGCCUUCUGGACUGAAGAUGGCCUUGGGUCCCGGGCAGGAGUACCGGGCCCUGCAGUUACAUUUGCACUGGGGGGCCCCAGGUCGCCCGGGCUCGGAACACACGGUUGAUGGUCACCGUUUUCCUGCCGAGAUUCACGUGGUUCACCUCAGCACUGCAUUUGAGGAAUCUGACGAGGCCUUGGGGCGCCCAGGGGGCUUGGCCGUCUUGGCCGCCUUUCUGCAGGAAGGCCCAGAAGAAAACAGUGCCUAUGAACAGUUGCUGUCACGUUUGGGAGAAAUCACCGAGGAAGACUCUGAGACUUGGGUCCCAGGACUGGAUGUAUCUGCGCUGCUGCCCUCUGACCUCAGCCGCUACUUCCGAUAUGAGGGGUCUCUCACCACACCCCCCUGUGCCCAGGGGGUCAUCUGGACUGUGUUCAACCAGACAGUAAAGCUGAGUGCUAAGCAGCUCCACACCCUCUCUGACUCCCUGUGGGGACCUGACGACUCUCGGCUACAGCUGAACUUCCGAGCCGCGCAGCCUUUGAAUGGGCGAAUCAUUGAGGCCUCCUUCCCCGCUGGUGUGGAUGGCAGCCCUAGGACUGUUGAACCAGGUGCCGCUUUGUCUACUGAUGCUGGGCCCCCCUCCAGCCACAGGGCCCUCAUCCUCUCUUGUCUGUCACUGGUGGUCACAGGCCCCAGCUCUAACAUCUGCUUUUUCUCUUCAGUCCACCUGAAUUCCUGUCUCGCUGCUGGUGACAUCCUGGCCCUGGUUUUUGGCCUCCUCUUUGCUGUUACCAGCAUUGCCUUCCUUGUGCAAAUGAGAAGGCAGCAAAGGUAUUAUACCGAUCCUCUCCCUCAGGCCCCUCCCCCACCUCCCCAAGUGGAGUCCAGAGCAGCUCCAUGCAAACUGCAUGCAAAUGAGCUCAUCCCUGGUGAGAUUUCUGAUUAGGCUUCCCUGUUGUGUAGACACCCAAGUGAAACCAAAGGGAGUGUUAGCUACCACCCAGCAGAGGUCACAGAGACUGUUGCCUAGAGGCCUGCCACUUGGAGAACAUGCAGAGAAGCUGGUCAGAGGAAUCUGAAGGGCAGCUGAAGACUCUGUCCUGUUCCCUAUACCACUUCCUUUUAAACCUCCAAAGAUUAUUUUUAAAAAUGAAUAUUUCUAAUAAAACCUGUGGAAAGCAAAUCCUUGUCUCCUAAAUAAAAAAGAUGGUGCAUUCAUUACUGCUGCUAUAACAAACUACCCCAAACUUAAUGGUAAUGGAAAUUUAUUCUCUUAGAGUUCUAGAGGUCAGAUGUCCAAAAUGAAUCCUAUGGGCUAAAGUCAGGGUGUCUUCAGGGAUGGUUCCCUCUGGACACUCUUGAGGGGAGAAUAUUUUCCUGCCUUUUUCAGCUUCUAGAAGCC
This is a messenger RNA of Dama dama (fallow deer), 2122 nucleotides long. RefSeq names its product carbonic anhydrase 9 (gene CA9). The record is from RefSeq and is a predicted model, not a curated record. Gene Ontology annotation, molecular function: zinc ion binding; carbonate dehydratase activity. NCBI's taxonomy places the organism in Eukaryota, Metazoa, Chordata, Mammalia, Artiodactyla, Cervidae. The transcript is spliced from 10 exons. Bases 284 to 1666 code for a protein of 460 amino acids. Gene Ontology annotation, cellular component: plasma membrane.